UGUUGAUAUCAACAUGGCGACGGCUACGUCUGUUUUCCACAGGGUGAGAACUGGGUCGAAAAUCGGCGCCCAGUACGACCAGGAAGGAAACCUGAUCCAGGUGGAAACGAGAGAGGAUGAAGAGCAGAGCGUCAAGCUGGCAGAGAUCCUGGAGCUGCUGCUGGCAGCUGGCUACUUCAGAGCCAGGAUCAAAGGACUGUCUCCGUUUGAUAAGGUGGUGGGGGGUAUGACCUGGUGUAUCACCACAUGUAACUUUGACAUUGAUGUGGAUCUUCUCUUCCAAGAGAACUCGACCAUUGGUCAGAAGAUAGCCCUGACAGAGAAAAUAGUUUCUGUUCUACCGAAGAUGAAGUGUCCUCAUCGUCUGGAACCUCAUCAAAUUCAAGGGCUGGAUUUCAUCCACAUUUUUCCCGUGAUACAAUGGCUGGUGAAGCGAGCCAUAGAAACAAGGGAAGAGAUGGGCGACUAUGUGAGGGCGUACUCCAUUUCACAGUUCCAGAAGACCCACAGCCUCCCAGAGGACGAAGAGUUUCUCCAGAGGAAAGACCAGGCUGUGAAGGCAGUUCUGGACGUACUGAAAGUGUACAAACCACAGAGGAAAUACCGGAGACAGAGGGAUGCAGGACAGCUGCUGGACGAGGAGUCCAGGGUUCACGCCACCCUGCUGGAAUAUGGCAGGCGAUAUGGAUUCAGCAAACAGUCCAAACAAGACAAGGUGGAUGAUGGGAAGGCUUUGCAGGCCAAUGGCUCUCAGCUGGCUCCUCCUGGGAUGGCAGAGGUGUCAGAGGAAGAGGAUCUGCAGGCAGCAGAGGAGAUGCGGAUCAAAACCCUGAUGACUAGCAUGGCUGCUAUGGUGAAUGAAGAGGGGAAGCUGACGGCAAGUGCAGUGGGUCAGAUUGUGGGGCUGCAGUCUAAGGAGAUCAAACAGAUCGCCUCUGAGUACGCUGAGAAGCAGUCAGAGCUGACCUCAGAGGAGCGAUCAGAGCGCUACGGCCCGCUGCAGCAGCACCGCAGGGCCGUCGCCUCGCUCAGCAAACAGAUCCAGCAGAAGACUAAACAGCUGGAGGAGCUACAAGCCAAACAUGCAGAGGUGAAGACCGGCUGUGAGGAGGCCAAAGCUAAACUGAUGGAGGCUACAGAGCUCUCAGAGAAACUGGAGAACCAGCUGAAGUCUUUAGGGGAGAUGGAGAAGCAGGCUGACACUGGCUUGUUGGAGAAGCUGAGAGCUCUGGUGACAAUGAAUGACAACCUGAAGCAGCAGGAGCAGGAGUUCCGCACACACUGCAGAGAGGAGAUGAGCCGCCUGCAGCAGAGCAUUGAGGAGCUGAAGAUGGCAUCAGGACAGGAUACAGAGGAGGAGACGGAGAGGAACCAGCUGAUCGAGAAACAGUACGACACAGACAGAGAGAAACUACAGAAGAUCCGUCUGCUCAUGGCUCGCCGGAACCGUGAGAUCGCCAUCCUGCACAGGAAGAUCGAUGAGGUCCCGAGCCGGGCCGAGUUGACCCAGUACCAGAAGAGAUUCAUUGAACUCUACAGCCAAGUUUCUGCCACACACAAAGAGACCAAGCAGUUCUUCACUCUGUACAACACUUUGGACGACAAGAAAGUUUAUCUGGAGAAGGAGGUGAAUCUGCUGAACUCCAUUCAUGACAACUUCCAGCAGGCCAUGUCAUCUGUAGCAGCCAAGGAGCAGUUCCUCAGGCAGAUGGAGCAAAUAGUGGAAGGAAUCAAACAGAGCCGCAUCAAGAUGGAGAAGAAGAAGCAGGAGAACAAGAUGAGGAGAGAUCAGCUGAACGAUGAAUACCUGGAGCUGCUCGACAAGAGGAGGCUCUACUUCAAAACCGUCAAGGACUUUAAAGAGGAGUGUCGGAAGAAUGAAAUGCUGCUGUCCAAGCUGAGAGCUAAAGGAGCCUCUUAGCCCUGACACUGCUGCUGGUAAACAGUUUACUCUGGAAACAACAUGUCGUCUAUAUGAAUUAACUGAUCACUAUAUUUUCAAUUUUACUCACUCUAUUUCAUUGUUCUUCCUUAUGACUGAUCUGGUUUUAAACCAGCAGUCAAGAUUUCAUCUAAAACCCUGUGAGAAGAGUCCUGGACAUUUUAUUUACAUUAUAACAUGAACAUGAACAUGACCUUGUGCCAAAUCCAGCUAACUGAAAAACACAAACGCCUUUAUGAUCAGUCACAUCGAGUCCUUUAAUCCUUCUCAAAACAGUGUUGAAUUAGAAAAUGAAGAGUGUGUAGGAGCCUCGUAACAAUCCUCUAAAUCAUGACAAGUUGUUUAAUAAUCUAACAACUUGGGACUGUUGAACAUCAGAUUCAAUCAUAACUAACAUUUCCACCUUAAAGCUGUAGUCACCUGCUCUCGCUGUAGGAAACACACAUUGUCUUUUAUGUUGAUGAUAAAAUAGGCUGCAGAGAGGAAGGUCUCAUACCCAGUACCAGUGCCUUAACAUGUGGUGUGUUUACUCAUGUUACAUGAUGGUCUUCUUAACUGAAUUCCUGGCUGAUGUAUGAAGGUGCAGCUCUAAAUGUCUCUUUGUAUGUAAAGUUAUUUUCUUAUGUGCCUCUGAAGGUUGAGCUCACUUCAUGUCUUAUAUUUGUCUCCAUCCAAUUACCAUGUACGUCCAACACACGGUGAAUAAAUGAGCCUGUGAACAGUUCA
Messenger RNA from Seriola dumerili (greater amberjack), 2668 nucleotides. It is a transcript of the gene ccdc93, whose product is annotated as coiled-coil domain containing 93. NCBI's taxonomy places the organism in Eukaryota, Metazoa, Chordata, Actinopteri, Carangiformes, Carangidae. Bases 14 to 1921 code for a protein of 635 amino acids. Gene Ontology annotation, biological process: Golgi to plasma membrane transport. The transcript has 23 exons. The record is from RefSeq and is a predicted model, not a curated record.